CGCCACCACCGCGCGCGCAGGGCAUGCUCGGGGCUCCGGUGCCACCCUGCGAGGACCCCGACCCGCCUGCGGAGACAUGAGACGCAGCCCGCGGGUCCCCCUGGCCCUGGGGCUGCUGCACUUCUGCCUGGCUCAGGCCAACUUUGCACCCCACUUUUUCGACAACGGAGCGGGUAGCACCAAUGGAAACAUGGCCCUGUUCAGCCUCCCGGAGGACACUCCCGUAGGUUCUCACGUGUACACCCUGAAUGGAACUGACCCCGAGGGAGACCCCAUCUCCUACCACAUCAGCUUUGAGCCCAGCACUAGGAGCGUCUUUUCUGUCGACCCCCAUUUGGGAGACAUCACUCUGGUUGAGGAACUGGACCGAGAGAGGGAGGAUGAAAUCGAAGCCAUCAUCAGCAUUUCGGACGGCCUGAACCUGGUGGCAGAGAAAGUCGUGAUACUGGUGACCGAUGCCAACGACGAGGCGCCCAGGUUCGUCCAGGAGCCUUACGUUGUCCUGGUUCCCGAGGAUGCGCCUUCCGGGAGCAGCAUCUUUAAGGUCCACGCAGUGGAUAAGGACACAGGCUCCGGAGGGAGUGUCACCUACUUCCUGCAGAACCUACACUCCACCAAGUUCACUGUGGACCGUCACAGCGGCGUGCUGCGCCUCCAGGCGGGGGCCACACUGGACUACGAGAAGUCCCGGGCUCAUUUUGUCACCAUAGUUGCCAAGGACGGUGGGGGCAGGCUUCGAGGGACCGAUGUGGUGUUCUCGGCGACUGCCACUGUCACCGUCAACAUAGAGGACGUUCAAGACACGGCCCCGUUCUUCGUGGGCACGCCCUACUAUGGCUACGUGUAUGAAGACACUCUCCCGGGCUCGGAGGUGCUGACGGUGGUCGCCAUGGACGGAGACCGGGGCAGGCCCAACCACGUCCUCUACAGGCUCGUGAACGGGAGUGAUGGAGCCUUUGAAAUUAAUGAGACUUCUGGAGCCAUCUCCGUCCUGCAGAACCCUGCCCAGCUCCGGAAAGAGGUGUAUGAGCUUCAUGUACAGGUGACAGAGGUCAGCUCUGCUGGCAGCCCAGCUGCGCAGGCCAUGGUCCCGGUCACCAUCAGGAUCGUGGACCUCAACAACCACCCGCCAACCUUCUACGGAGAGAACGGGCCUCAGAACAGGUUUGAGCUGUCCAUGUAUGAGCACCCGCCCCAGGGGGAGGUCCUGCGUGGCCUCAAGAUCACCGUCAAUGACUCUGACCAGGGAGCCAAUGCCAAGUUCAACUUACGGCUGGUGGGACCUGGAGGCAUCUUCCGAGUGGUGCCACAGACGGUCCUGAACGAAGCCCAGGUCACCAUCAUCGUGGAGAACUCAGCGGCCAUCGACUUUGAAAAGUCCAAAGUGUUAACCUUCAAGCUGCUGGCCAUUGAAGUGAACACCCCCGAGAAGUUCAGCUCCACGGCAGACAUUGUGAUCCAGCUCUUGGACACCAAUGACAAUGUUCCCAAGUUUACUUCCCACUACUACAUUGCCAGGAUCCCUGAGAAUGCCCCAGGGGGCUCCAACGUGGUGGCUGUCACAGCUGUGGAUCCAGACACAGGACCCUGGGGCAAAGUUAGGUACUCCAUCUAUGGUGCUGAGGCAGACAAGUUCCUGAUCAACCCAUCCACUGGGCUUAUCUACACCCAGCCCUGGGCCAACCUGGACGCCGAAGACACGGCCAGGUACAACUUCUAUGUGAAGGCAGAGGACGUGGAGGGUAGGCACAGCCUGGCCGAGGUGUUUGUGACUCUGCUAGACGUCAAUGACCACUACCCCCGGUUUGGAAAGAGCAUCCAGGAGAAGACGAUGGUGUUGGGGACCCCAGUGAAAAUUGAGGCCACAGACCAGGAUGCUGAGGAGCCUAACAACCUGGUGGACUACUCCAUCACCCACUCGGAGCCGGCCAACGUGUUUGACAUCGAUGCACACACAGGGGAGAUCCGGCUCAAGAACUCCAUCCGCUCCCUGGAUGCCCUGCACAACAUCACGUCCAACGGGGACUACACAUGGUCCCUAGAGGUGCAGGCCAAGGACCGAGGAUCCCCGUCCUUCAGCACCACGGCCUUGCUGAAGAUUGACAUCACAGACACAGAGACACUGUCCCGAGGAUCCAUGGCGGCUUUCCUGAUACAGGCCAAGGACAACCCCAUGAAGGCUGUGGGUGUGCUGGCCGGCGUCAUGGCCAUCGUGGUGGCCAUAACCGUCCUCAUUUCCACGGCCACCUUCUGGCGCAACAAGAAGUCCAACAAGGUCCUGCCUGUGCGGCGCAUGCUCCGGAGGCGGCCCAGCCCCACGCCCCGCACCGUGCGCCUCGAGUGGCUCAAGUUCAGGAAGGCCAAGGCCGCUACCAAGUUCAUUCUCAAAGAAGAUUGUCCCAGUGGAAACUGCAGUAACAGCAGUGCAAGAGCCACAAAGCCCCCUAGCGCUCCAGCUCUCCCACCACCCCCCAGAACGGCACCCAGUACAGUGGCCCAGUGGACGGUGCCGACAGUGUCUGGAUCCCUCACCCCCCAGGAGCCUCAACAAUCACCCAGACCCAAGACCUUGGAAAGCCCCGUUCAGUCCACUCUGGUCUCUGAGCUCAAGCAGAAGUUUGAGAAGAAGAGUUCACAGAACAAGGCUUACUUAUAGGGUGUCCCCCCGACCCCUCUCUUCCCUUUGCCUCCCCAUUGGCCACCCUGUUGCUUCCUACCCUCCAGUCACCAUCAUCUCCCCUAUUUUGUACAAUGAUACAACCCCCACAUGCACAGUCUGCACAGGGCCUCAGGCAAGAGAUUUCUCCAGCUAUGGGAAGCAGUUGGCAGAUACAUCCCCAUUAUCCCAUCCUUGACACGGCCAGCAUUCUCUCUAUUCAUCAGAGGCCGGGAGCUGACAAGGAGCCAACUGUGUGUUUUCUCCUCACCAGCCCCCCAUCCUCACAGUCCUGGAGUCCUACUUCUUUCUCCUUGCCCUUAGUCAAGGAGUGGGGCCCUGACCAUAUUAACCGAGAAUGUGGAUCCCAAAGCCUUAGUUAGCUAUCAGCAGGUGCAAAAAACAAAUGGAGGGCUAGCCAUGGUAAAAUGUAGGGUUAGCCCCUAGCUAAGGCAGAAAGUCUGUGAGCUUUGCAGGCUACAGGAGAGCAAUGUGGGCAAGGAGGAACAAGGUGGGCUUUGCCAAGAGUGAGGGCAGAUGAUUUUCAGUCUUCCUCGCAGAGAGAUAGAUGGAUAAAUUGCCUGAGAUCCGGGGAGACUCCCCCGCCACCCCAGCUCUGUUCACAUUGUGUAAGCUUGGCGCAAGUGUUUAAAUCCCUCAUCCUCAUCUGUGAAGUGGCAAAAGGAAACCAUGGUGCUGAGGGCUCUAGCGAAGUAUAAAGCAACACGAAUACAAAAUCGUUUUCUGUAGGCCAGUUCUCUGGUGCACUUCCUCCACAAAGAAUUAGACCCUGCAGCUGCCUGGCCAAGUGCCCCCCACCCAGCCCGGACACGCUGUGUGCUAGGUUGGGGAUGGCCACUCGUCCUAGACAACCAGAGGCUGAUCAUAGUUCUGCCUGUGACACAGUUUUCCUGUUCUUCGCCAUUUACCCCAUGUCACUGUCAGAAGGAGCUAGAGCUGGCCAACAAGACACAGGCAGAGCCUCCAUCUGACUGAGAUAGGAAAAUGAGCGACCAGAGAGUGACUUGCAUCAUGCCACACAGCGGACGGCGGCAGGAAUGUGGUCUGAGGGCUGCUGGUUCGUGGCCUUUGUCCUGGGAAGGUGCGGCAGUGUCUCAGAGGAGGGAAAUCCUGCAAGGCUGCCGUGGUUCAUAGGCAGAUCUGCUGUGGUUUAGGGAACCUUCUUGAAGGAAAUCCGGACGUGUACACAGAGAGGAAGGAUGAGCAUUCUUUGCAUUUUGCUCUACUCUUUAAUGAACCCUCUGGAAUUCAUUGGUUGUCACUGCUGUGACCAGAUCAUGCCACAUGUAGUUUUCUGCAUGUAUGAGUCUGUGUGUUGAGGUGUUACUACAUGUGCCGGUAUACAGAGUUCUUGCCUGGGGGUGGGGGGGCGGUGGAGGUGUGCAUUCCCUGACCCAGACAGUAUUGAGAAGUGGGUUCUAGCAUAGGAGAAGCCCAGCCUAGAGGGCACCCUCUAGCCCUUACUUUAAGAAGGAGCUGGGUUGGACCAUGUUUGCCCACCAUAUGGAUUACAGCAUCCUUACAACAUGCAUGCAAUCAACCUCUUUUUGUAAAUGAUAAAUAAAAUCUGUUAACCAAA
Molecule: messenger RNA, 4256 nt
Organism: Jaculus jaculus (lesser Egyptian jerboa)
Lineage: Eukaryota; Metazoa; Chordata; Mammalia; Rodentia; Dipodidae
Gene: Cdhr1
Product: cadherin related family member 1
Exons: 17
Coding region: 77-2656 (859 amino acids)
Biological process (GO): cell-cell junction assembly; cell morphogenesis; adherens junction organization
Cellular component (GO): adherens junction; catenin complex; plasma membrane
Molecular function (GO): cadherin binding; calcium ion binding
Source: RefSeq, a predicted model, not a curated record